UUCCGUUGUAUUACUGGGGGCGUCUCCCAACCGCAGAGGUGGGUGGUUUAACAUCUGCUAUCUACAUAAGCAGCAAAUGCAAAAAAAGGGGGCACAGAACCCGAGUGAAUGUAUUGUUCUUUUUUGUCUUUUUGCAUAUUUGUGUAGGUGUGUUUAUUGUAUCUUAAAAUAAAAUAGAACCUUGAGAAAGUGAACACAAGACAGGCUAACAAGUCCUAACCCGUCAUAGGAAAUAUUCAAAUAUUGACACAGUGCUGAGAAGCGGAAAGCCAAAACCACAGUUGAGUGACUGGUAAAAUCCCCGCUCACACACAACUUCCCCCCUGCCACCUGUUCACUCUUUGCUGUACACUCACUUUGUGUUUGAGUUUUCCAUAGCCAAUGUUCCGAUGAUAUGUAAAACAAAAACAAGGCAGGGCUCAACUUCCUCUUUUGACGCGACAACAUGAAACUGCUCACAUUUUUCUUUGUCUUUCUGCUCCUAACGAACAAAACUCAAGGGUCUGGAGUAAAAAGCAAGUUUGUAAAGCUGGGAACUGAUCUAAAUUUGGACGUGAACAAUACAUUAAAUUUUAUAAAGGAAGACGAGGUCUUCUUUUGGCGCUUCAAUAUAACUUCUAACAUUUUAAGAGUAAUUGAAAAUAAAACAAAAUAUUUUUCGCCCUACAACAAAAGAGUGGCGUUUUCUAAAAACCUCACCUUGAUAUUAAGAAAUGUAUACGAUCUGGACGCUGGACUUUACACUGCAGUGCUCAGUGGAAGAUCUCAGAAGAUGUUGGCCAAAUACCAAGUUCACGUUCAAGCCGCUGUAUCUCCUAUCGAGCUGGAGGUGGUGUCAGUGAGGGCUGACUCGGACUCGUGUAACUUCACGGUGACCUGUAGGACCGACAAAGCUGAACUCAACACCACUUUUGGAUGCCGCUAUGAUAACUGCAUGCGGACCCGAGGCGAGGUGAAUGAUGCAAAUUUCAAGGCCUUCGUCUCCAAUUCCUCCGUUAUGUGCGAGCAAAGCAACCACGUUAGCAAGAGCCAGCAGGCAAAGGCGCUUCAACAAGUCUGUCAUCAACACGGCGAAUCCGCCAAAAAAAAAAGCUCAAUGGUCACCUGGGUCGGGAUAUCAGUCGGCUUUGCUGUCCCUGUUGUUGCUGUUCUUAUUGGACUUGCUUUAAGAAAGUGUGUGACUUCUUGUGCAAAUACCAAACGGAGAAAAAGACAGGCCACCUGGCAACAAGAGGUUCCUGGGGACCUCACCCCAGCACAAAAUGUGGAAGCCCAUAAUAUCCAUAACGAGAUGAGUCUGAGCCUCUACUCAUUGGUGGAACAUCACACGGAACCGAGCAUGACCACGUAUGCUCGAGUUCAGAAACCUGCAAAACCUCGGGAGAUGCAGAAAGCAGAUUCGGUGCUGGUCCCUGGGCACAAUAAUCCCUUGGUGGCAUUGUAACCACGCCCACGUUAGGUGUACACAUUUCCGUAUCUGCAGAUUUUCAGUCUGCAAAAUGCUUGUUCCGUUCUAAAAUGCAAGCGUGGAUCGCCCUAAUUAUGUUUUCAGUGGGUGGCUCUCUUCGAACUGUUGCUUGAUGUUGCUGUGAAAUGCAAGGGACUACUUUUCAGCAGUAAUUUUUCAAAUUUUUUACAGCUGUUGUAAAAGCUCGAAAUAAAUCGGAACCAUAAAAGUUUCUGACGGGCCUGCCAUUUUGGCCACUUGGUGUCGACCCACCUGGUGGUGACUAAGGGCUCAGAUUGCAACCGCCACGGCUUACCUGAUUUCUGGACUUGCUCGCGUGACAGUGGCAAAAUGUGGAUCAGAAUAGCGUGUUUGGACUAGUGGGGGGCGCAUACAACAUAUUACCAUAAAGAAAAUGCUUUACUCGUCUGCUUUAACUCGGUGGACAGCGACGUCAAUCGUGUCUUCUGUAAUGUUCUGCUAUGUUCUUUAUUACAGCUGGUGUGAAAUUGCUAUCUCAAUAAAGUUGAGUUUGACUGAG
Syngnathus acus (greater pipefish) is the source of this 1988-nucleotide messenger RNA. RefSeq lists its product as uncharacterized. Bases 446 to 1444 code for a protein of 332 amino acids. The record is from RefSeq and is a predicted model, not a curated record. NCBI's taxonomy places the organism in Eukaryota, Metazoa, Chordata, Actinopteri, Syngnathiformes, Syngnathidae. The transcript has 7 exons.